Molecule: messenger RNA, 579 nt
Organism: Brenthis ino (lesser marbled fritillary)
Lineage: Eukaryota; Metazoa; Arthropoda; Insecta; Lepidoptera; Nymphalidae
Source: the annotation of a GenBank genome assembly
AUGCUACUGUUGUUAGUGGCUAACCUUAUCAUCCUGCCCGUCGCCAUCUCUUUCUUCAACGAUGACCUCAGCACACGGUGGAUAGCUUUCAACUGUCUGUCUGACACCAUAUUUCUAAUAGAUAUCGUUGUUAAUUUUAGAACAGGAAUAAUGCAGCAAGAUAAUGCAGAGCAAGUGAUAUUAGAUCCAAAGUUAAUCGCAAAGCACUAUUUGAGGACAUGGUUCUUCCUUGACCUCAUCUCUAGUAUACCACUAGAUUAUAUAUUCCUUAUCUUCAACCAGGUAAACGACUUUAGCGAAAGCUUUCAAAUUCUUCACGCCGGUCGUGCCCUAAGGAUACUACGGUUAGCUAAACUUUUAUCACUGGUUCGACUGCUCAGACUUUCCAGACUCGUCCGAUAUGUCUCGCAAUGGGAGGAAGUAUAUUUAGUAGAAAUUCCUAAUGACUUACCAUUGGAGUUUUAUGUAAUCCUCAACUGUACCAUUGUCCCCACCCUCCACUGUAUGAGCCCCACGUCCCGCUCUGCACUUCUCUACUGCUUCUCUGCAAGCUUCUUUCUGCCUGAGCACGCUCUCACU